CGUAAUCUAUGGUUUAUAUGAUUAUACAGCAGAUUUUGUUCGUUCUUUGUAAUUAUUGCGAUAUCUUUCCAAAGUUACUUAUUCAAUAUCAAUUUAAUAAUUAAAAUUAGGUAAAAUGGUCUUAGAAAGUACUAUGAUCUGUGUCGAUAAUAGUGAUUAUAUGAGAAAUGGAGAUUUUCUACCAACGAGACUGCAGGCGCAACAAGACGCUGUAAACUUGGUAUGUCACUCCAAAACUCGUUCAAAUCCUGAAAAUAAUGUUGGUUUGCUGACAUUGGCUAAUGUAGAAGUUUUAGCCACUUUAACUAGUGAUGUUGGUCGUAUAUUAUCAAAGCUACACCGCGUACAGCCCAAUGGAAAUAUUAACCUUCUAACUGGAAUAAGAAUCGCUCACUUGGCACUGAAGCAUCGUCAAGGGAAGAACCAUAAAAUGCGUAUAGUAGUAUUUGUGGGUUCCCCUGUUAACACCGAUGAGAAGGAACUAGUCAAACUCGCUAAGAAAUUAAAGAAAGAGAAAGUCAAUUGUGAUGUUGUUUCUUUUGGUGAGGAUUCUGACAAUAAUCCUCUCUUGACAACAUUUAUUAAUACAUUAAAUGGUAAAGAUAACACAUCUGGAGGUAGUCAUCUAGUGUCUGUUCCAGCUGGAGGGUGUAUAGUUCUUUCCGAAGCUCUCAUAACAAGUCCAUUAAUAGGUGGUGAUGGGGCUGGUCCGUCUGGCUCAGGCUUAUCACCAUUUGAAUUUGGUGUUGAUCCUAAUGAAGAUCCUGAACUUGCACUAGCCCUUCGAGUGUCUAUGGAAGAACAAAGGCAACGCCAGGAAGAGGAAUCGCGGCGCCAACAGACCAGCACUGAAGGUGAGGCUGGAAAGACCACAGAAACACAAAACACUGGUAUGGAGCGGGCUCUUGCCAUGUCACUAGGCCGUGAAGCCAUGGAAUUAUCUGAGGAAGAACAGAUUGCUCUAGCUAUGCAAAUGAGCAUGCAGCAAGAUGCUCCACAAACUGAAGAGAGCAUGGACGCUGAAGAGUAUGGUGAAGUAAUGAAUGAUCCAGCAUUCCUUCAAAGUGUACUUGAGAACCUACCUGGAGUGGAUCCCCAAAGUGAGGCCAUUAGAAAUGCUAUGUCAACCAUCCAAAAAGAUAAAGGUGACAAGGAUGAUAAAGAUCAGAAGGAUAAGGAUGGCAAAGGAUCAGGUUCCAAGGAGUAGUGAAAAAAUAUUAUUCAAUUUUUUUUUUUAUUGAUACAUUAUGCUCCUAAACUUUAACAUUAGACACAACAGCAGUGUUACUUUAAUUUUAAAUUUAUAAUAAAUAAUAUACAAAACUUUA
Molecule: messenger RNA, 1328 nt
Organism: Galleria mellonella (greater wax moth)
Lineage: Eukaryota; Metazoa; Arthropoda; Insecta; Lepidoptera; Pyralidae
Gene: Rpn10
Product: 26S proteasome non-ATPase regulatory subunit 4
Exons: 1
Coding region: 116-1207 (363 amino acids)
Biological process (GO): proteasome-mediated ubiquitin-dependent protein catabolic process
Cellular component (GO): nucleus; cytosol; proteasome regulatory particle, base subcomplex
Molecular function (GO): polyubiquitin modification-dependent protein binding
Source: RefSeq, a predicted model, not a curated record